Helianthus annuus (common sunflower) is the source of this 2623-nucleotide messenger RNA. RefSeq names its product G-type lectin S-receptor-like serine/threonine-protein kinase SD3-1. The transcript is spliced from 2 exons. The record is from RefSeq and is a predicted model, not a curated record. Gene Ontology annotation, biological process: recognition of pollen; protein phosphorylation. Gene Ontology annotation, molecular function: protein serine/threonine kinase activity; ATP binding. Lineage: Eukaryota; Viridiplantae; Streptophyta; Magnoliopsida; Asterales; Asteraceae. The coding region runs from base 197 to 2509 and encodes 770 amino acids.
ACAAAAGUCCACAAACUCUUUAUCAUGGACCAGGCCACUUUCUGCACUCUCUGUACCCCCACCCAUUCCAUUCACGGGUGUACACGCCGGAGAACUCUCCACUUCCGGUGACCAUGAACUCAAUGCACUUCACUUGGAUUUGACUUAUUCUUUCUGAGAUCAAAAGUUCAAGGCUGCAUUUUAAGCAUAUGCAGGUAUGCUUGGAAGAAACAGAUCAUCAUCGCAUUUUCGUUCGGUAUUUUUGCUCGUUGUUUUACGCGUUGUUUCGUCACAAAUUCCGUUGGGAUCAAAGCUGUCGGUGGAGGAAAAGAAUCACUGGGUUUCUCCGAAUGGGGAUUUCGCAAUCGGGUUCUUUAAGCGCUUGAAUGAGUAUGGUAUCGGGAUCCGUAUAAACUCGCGUUUGAUACCAACCGAUAAACAACCCAUUGUUUGGGCUGCUGGUGGUGACUUAAGAGUAGGAGACAAGUCGUAUUUCGAGCUCACAAAAACCGGAGAAUUCGUUCUUUUCGAUUCCACAAGAGGAGUUACCGUUUGGGCCAGCAAAACCGCCAAUUCAUCUGUUGAUUCCGCACUUCUACAAGAUGAUGGCAAUUUGGUUCUUUUGAACACGAACAAAGACAUCGUCUGGCAAAGCUUCGAGUUUCCGUCCGAUACACUUCUCCCGGGCGAGAAUUUAUCGUCAAAUCAAGUGUUACGAGCUGCUAGUCGUAAUUUGAUUUCGAGUUAUUACACUCUUCGGAUCGGUGUCGUCGGUGAUCUAGAACUCAAAUGGGAAAACAAUGUUGUUUACUGGAGAAGCGCGUCAUUCCCUUCGCGGUCAGCUUUGCGAGCCGUGCUUGCUUCUAAUGGAGCCUUCCAACUGUUUGAUCAAACUUCAAGCCCGAUAUGGUCGGUGUUUAGCGAUGAUCAUGGUGAACCGGAUGUCAAGUUUCGGGUCCUACGGUUGGAUGUGGACGGAAAUAUUCGGCUACACUCAUGGUCGAAAAACUCGACAUCGUGGAAAUUAGUUUGGCAAGCUGUCGAGAACCAAUGUGACGUUUUCGCAACCUGCGGGCUCACCGGAAUCUGUGCGUUUAACGAAUCGGGGUCCCCUGUAUGUAAAUGCCCGUUUUCUCUAUCGUCGGUUUCUUCUUCCAAAUGCUUGCUUCCUUAUAAGCAAAGCUGUAAAUCGGGUUCUUCCAUGAUUAAACUCGACCGUACUUCACUGUAUGCUAUUUACCCACCAAACGAAACUGUCGUUUCACAAGUCAGCGCUGCACAGUGUCAAAACUUGUGUCAACAAGACCAUCUGUGCACCGCCGCAACUUUCACGAACGACGGAACCGCAAAUUGCAAAAUCAAGAAAACCCAAUACGCCAGCGGUCAGUCGGGGUUAUCCAUACCUUCUGUUUCAUUUGUUAAAAUAUGUAACGAUCCUAUAGCGGUUAUACCAAAUUUGACCAAAUCUAAACCCGAUCCCCCUUCACAAAACACUCCUCCAACGCAAGAUCAUCUCUCGGUUUGCGUUAAUUGUGUGCUUGGUGUCGGUGGUGGAACGAUCAUCGUGUUUAUUAUAAUCCACUUAGGACUAAUGGGUUUCUGGAUUUACCGGAAAAGGUAUAGUUUCACGGCUCCGGAUUACGCAACCUACAGUAAAGACGGCCCGAAUCCUAGCGGGUGUCUUGCUUUAUCGUAUAGCGAAGUGAAAGAAGUUACGGAUAACUUUAAGCACCGGGUCGGGUCGAACACGUUCAAGGGUAUUCUCCCGGAAAAGCAGCCCGUUUUGGUGAAAGAUUAUAGUACGGUGAAGGUAGACCCGCGAAAGUUUAGAAGCGGGAUUUUGAAACUAGGAAGUGUUCAUCAUCGAAACCUCGUCAGGCUCGAGGGUUAUUGUUGCGAAUCGAGUUACCGAUUCCUAGUGUACGAGUACCUCAAAAACGGCUCGCUUGCUAAGUGUUUGGAGGACCCGGCAAUAGUCAAGAGACUAACGUGGAGAAAACGGCUGGACCUUUGCUUAGCGGUCGCAAGGGCCGUUUCGUACUUACACAUGGGAUGUCGGGAGUUUGUUGGUCAUGGUAGUUUAAGUUGUGAGAACGUCGUUUUGGAUGAGAAUUUAGAAGCCAAAGUGAGCGAGUACGGAUUAACAGGUUUUCUAGGUGACGGUGCAGAUGGUGGUGGGGGGAGUGCGAAGGACAUAAUGGACUUCGGAUACGUUGUUUUGACGGUGUUGAGUGAUGUGCGGGACCGUGGUUGUGACUGGGCUUACGAGAAAUGGGUGGGUGGCAAUGGAGCGGAGAUUGUGAAUAAAACGACGAUAGAAGGUGGUGUGAAUAGCGAUGAGCUUGAGCGAGUGCUGCGGAUAAUGUUUUGGUGUUUACAGUCAGAUGAGAGAAUGAGGCCUACAAUGGGAGAGAUAGUGAAUGUGUUAGAGGGUGCAAUGCCGGUUGAUCCACCACCGCCGUCUUCCGCUUGCCGGAGAAACCCGUCCGCCGCGGAAGAAUACAGGACCGGAUCCGACUCCGAUGGUUAGGCGGUUAGGAACCUAAUGCAUUAACUAAUUUUUUGUUUAUAUUGAAGCCUAACUUAGAUGUGUACAAGUUUUUAGAAUUUCAUGAUGAGUUAAUGGAAGCUUAGACGUUUUUCA